Messenger RNA from Seriola aureovittata, 4558 nucleotides. It is a transcript of the gene dorip1, whose product is annotated as chromosome 13 C14orf28 homolog. The record is from RefSeq and is a predicted model, not a curated record. The coding region runs from base 347 to 1366 and encodes 339 amino acids. The transcript has 5 exons. Lineage: Eukaryota; Metazoa; Chordata; Actinopteri; Carangiformes; Carangidae.
GUCUGGGAGCCAAUCAUAUAUGUUUUUUAAAACACUAGAAGAAGCCGUUGACCAAUAGCAUUCCCGGAUCUGCUACACCACCCACACAGGGGUAGAAGAAUGGGCGGGACGCGAUGGGACGUAAUUACGCCAAGAAUCAGCAGAGGGCAGCACGAUAUUUACACACCCCUUUGAUUAUCCGUCAAAAAGAAAAACCACAGCAGUGUUUAUAUGGGCCCAACUUGACGUUGUUUGGAUCCAUGCGAAGGUGUCAUCUUCAAGACAUUCAUCAGAAAGUGCUAGAAAAUAUUAUCCCCACUUAUCUGGCUUUUAGUGCGAUGCAAGACAUGAAGAAAUACGGAGAGCUAUGGAGAGUAGAUUCUGUGUUUUGAACGACACCGAAGACUUCCAAACGCGAAUUUCAAACACUGAGAACAAUCUCCACUUCGAAAGGUCUAAGACACUGUUUGAGGAAAUCCGUGCCUCCAUCAACAACAAUGACGAAGAGGACCGCUCCUUCUGGAGGCCUGUGCUCCCGUGGGGUGGCGUCUUUACCAUUAAGGCAGGGCGGAAGGCCAUAUCAUGCACCCCCCUAUACGUCAAAAUCAACUUAAAAAACACCUGUACUAUUGAUGGCUUCCUCAUGAUCCUGUAUGUGAUCCUGCGGGACAACCAGGGGUUUCCCAGGGAGGUGGCCGUCUUCCUGGGCAAGCAGUUUGUGGAGUAUUUCCUCUACCUGAUGGACUCCUGUGAUUACACCACAGUGAAGAUGCUGUGGAUCUGGGACAGGAUGUCCAAAAGACAGUACCGCUCAGAGAUCCACCAGGCUGCCCUGGAGAUUGACCUGUUUGGUAAUGAGCAUGAGAACUUCACUGAGAACCUGGAGAACCUCAUGUCCACCAUGCAGGAGAGCCUGUGCACCAACUGGAGCUGUCCAGCCCGCUUCCAAGAAUUCAUCAAGAUCACAAUCAACAUCAGCCCUCCUCAUGAGCUGCCUCACAGAGACCCUAUUCAGUCGGCUGUGGACGAGUUCUUCUGCCCCAAGCUCCUACUCUGCUCAGAACUGGGGUGUGAUGGUCUGAGGGAGUUCUCUCAGAGGGUCUUCUGCCAUGGACCACCACCUUUUGUCAUUCUCAACAUGCAGCAGUGGAAGUCAGAGGAGCUGUCCUACGUUCCUUACCACCUGGCUCUCUGUCAGCAUCGGUAUUUACUAGAGGGCGCCACACUCUUCAACAAGGAGGAGCAUCACUACUCUGCAGCCUUCCAGAUAGACGGCUGCUGGAUGCACUAUGACGGGUUGAGGAGCGACAAUCUGAUCCUGUUACACAAGCCACCAGAGCUCCUGCUGCUGUCCUCUCUGGUCUACAUCCGCGCCUCCGACAAGUGAACUCAUCAAGUGGACAUACAGAUGAUGAGCAGGAGUCGCACGAAGCACAAGAUUGAAAGCAUUCAUCCGCCCUGCCUCUGAUUGUGUUGCCAUGACCCCAUGGAUAGCAUUACAUUACUGCAACUAUGUUCCUCUACUUAUCACAUUACUCAAAUUUUUUAUGAAUUCCUGUCAGCAUUUACUUCCUGUUUGCUGUGCGGGUGCUGAAUGACACAUGCUCCAUGUCACCCGAAUACUCGCAGAAAGCUUACUGUGCAAAAUGAAAAUGACUUAUUUUUAGGCAUGCUUGGAAUCCAAGAAUAUAAUGGACUAUAAUAGUUCUGGGUUGAUAUGCAUAAAUGAUCAUAUCUGUGAAUAAUGCACACAGUAUGCAUUACCUUCCACACAGAGGAGACUGAUAUGAUUUAAAAAUGGCAUGGUUGUUAGAUGGAUUACACUUUGAGGGUGCAUUUUCCGAUGACAUUGACUGUAUCCAUUUAACUUUACAUUUAUGCAUAUCAGCCCUUUCCUAAAAUUGAAUUGGUGCUUUUUUUCUAUGUACAUUGUUGUGUGAGGGUAGAGGGGGAGGAACCAAACAUGUCAGGUCAACUUGUUUUUUUCUUACCAUGUUCAAAUGAGUGAAUGUUAAAAUACAAAUUUCUUAAAUCAUAUAAAUGUUGAGGAUUUAAAUAUUACCUGUUUGGCUUCCAGGCCACUAAGCUGGCAACAUGUUCAUACUGAUGAAUUGAAUUCAAGCAUUUUAACACUAGCUCAGCACACACUGCAGUCUCCAACACAGAAAAUAAGUACAUUUUCAUGUUAUCUUACUUUGUAAUUUUCAAAGAUUUACUGGUAUCACACAGUGCCUCUGCCAAGGAAAGUUUGUAUAUGUGAAUCCUGUUGAGCAUAAAUCCUUAAUCAAAGUUAGUUUUUGAUGGCUGUUUUUAUAUGCAGACACAGUCUUUAAAAUGCAAAUACAAAUAUUUUUGGCAUACACGUGUAUUGAUUUAUUUUGUUGCAUGUAUGAAUAGCAUGGGUGGAUAUAACAAGAGCCACAUAAAAGCAGACUACCUUUUAAGGCAGGCAUUUAUUUUAAACUGGGUACAACUGCACCACACAAACAGACUAAAAUGUAUGUAAAAUGUCUUCAAUCAAAACAUGAUCAAAUGUGAAAAGCUACUGUUUCUACACCUAAGGUUAUCUUGUACUUCCAGUAUUAAUCCACAGGAUAUAAAAUUCAAGAUCAUCACCUUACUCCAGACACACGAUGGGAAAUGUAAAAGAAGCAGAGUGGUCAUUUGGCUAACAUUGACAUCAGUUUCAAAGGAUUUUUCUUUCAGACACAAACAUUAGAGUGGCAGGCCAUUGCAGACCAGGUGUUAGUCGUCCAUCUGCUCUCUUUGAACAAGCACUUUGGUGAGAGUGGUGGCAAAAGCAUGACAUUGGUUAGGCCAUAAUAAAAAUGCGUACAAACUCAAUGUUAACAUCCCUUCCUUUUGCAGAUUCACGUUUGCAGAUUUUCAUCAGCCUCUCGCCAAAACUCAGUAAAGAAAGAAGUAGUUAGUAUACACCUCAGAAAUCAUGACAUUAUAAAUGACAUUGAUACUAGAUGAAUCAUGGCGGCAGCACAUAAUUACGCCUGCGUGAUUUGUGCUGUGGCUAUGGUAAAGUGACUUAACAAAAUCUAUUACAAUAGACAGAAAACAGAAAUCAGGUUACAGAAACAAACAGUACAAAUUAUAAAUACAAAAAAAAACUCAUUCACAUCUUUCUAAAAUAAAAUUACAUUUGCAGGAAUACAGAUUGGGUUGCUUAUGUGUUACCCUUUCAGAACAAACCAGAAAUCCAAAGGAAAGUACUCUAUAUGGUGAUGCAAACAAUCGGCAACAAACUAAAAGUUUCACCAGUGACACCCUGACCCAGAUGCAAGGCAAAUGUCAUUAAAGUUCUCAUCUAACACAUCAGGUUUAGAGUACAAGAGCAAAGUGGAAGAGCACGUCCUGUCUAGUGUUUACAAGACUUCUAUGUGGUGAAAAGCGUCAGAAUUUGUUUUAAAAAGGUGUACAAAUCAAUUUGGCCACUAACAAAUAAAAUUGUGAGCCAUCUAAUAGAAUCUGCCUAGAUAAAUAUAUGCCUUGAAAAAAUGAACCCGCGUGCACAACAAAAAUGACAACACAAGAUGUCUGGUAGGAUGAGGCAAAGUCAGUGGUACCAUUUGAUGUUUCAUUAGACAUCCACAUUACCAGCCAACAGCGUGAAUCAAGAGACAUGCCAUGUGGGGUUCUGUUACAGCAAUAUGAAAUGCCUUGGCUUUUUAAAGACACAAACACAAAACAUAAUUCUUACACACAGGGAACAGAAGUCUUAUUGCAUUACCUAAAUGCCAUUAGCCUAAAUUAAAACAUAUGUACAAAUUACACAAUGUAUCAAAUAGUUUGGUAAGUGCAAUGCAGAGCUUGGUUAAAGUUUCCACGUCUGUGCAAACAACAGUGCACAAAGCAACUCAAACUAGACUUGAACAUGGACAGUGACUCAACAAGACACACCGCACCUAGCCUUCUCCUAGUUUAGUGCCCCCUCUAUUGCUGUGCAUUGCUUGACCUGUCUGUCAGUCGAGCCCAAGUCUGCACAGAGUGUCACCCUCAGCCAGCCUGGGGUCAAACACACCCAGGGGAGCACUCAGAGUCUGCUAGUCUGGUUUCUCUCCCAGGACACAGGACUGGUGACAGUUGACAACUUGGCCUGAGUUGGCUAGUACAGCCCUUGGUGCUUUAUCAUCCACCUCCAUAUGACAGUAUGGAAGAAUAUAAUGCUAAUACAUUAGCAAUAAGGACGAGAAGAAAGUGUUUCAAUUGUGGCACACGAGGGACAGAGUUUCUAGUGUUACGGGUGGGACGAAGGGGAAAAAAAAAAAAAGGUCCAUGUGUUGGCACUUUACAUGAAGCUGUGAACAAAUUACUUCAAACCUGAAUUUGCAAGCGAGACCUUGGCCACAUGAGGAUCACGUUUGGUGGCGGGUUGGCGAGCGCAAAGACCAGGUGUCAGACGCAAUCAUAGGCAGAAGAGUCUUGUUCGUAGUUAAGAGAGUGACAUUGUACUGGAAACAGGCACUGAGACAAUGGCAAAGCAUGCUCAUAUCCUGCACCAGGGACGUUGUGAAGUAAAAGAAACGUGAACCUUAUCUUAAAUACUAAAAAAAAAAAAAAAAUCAAA